Oncorhynchus nerka (sockeye salmon) is the source of this 2904-nucleotide messenger RNA. Its product is annotated as MAM domain-containing glycosylphosphatidylinositol anchor protein 1-like. The record is from RefSeq and is a predicted model, not a curated record. NCBI's taxonomy places the organism in Eukaryota, Metazoa, Chordata, Actinopteri, Salmoniformes, Salmonidae. The transcript has 18 exons. Bases 19 to 2904 code for a protein of 961 amino acids. Gene Ontology annotation, cellular component: plasma membrane. Gene Ontology annotation, molecular function: protein binding. Gene Ontology annotation, biological process: homophilic cell-cell adhesion.
GAGGGAUCGGAGCUGAAGAUGGAGCUUUUCUGGAUUUUGGUAUUUUCUAUCAUCUACCCAUAUGCGCAAGGGCAAGGAGUGUACGCCCCUGCCAAUGCCAAGAUCGUGCAUGAGGGCCAGGCGUGUGUGGUGAAGGACGACAACAUCAGUGAGAGGAUCUACACCAUCAGAGAGGGAGACCACCUGGUGCUCAAAUGUCUGGUCAAAGGACACCCACGACCACAGGUGCGUUGGACAAAGACAGCAGGCAGCGCCUCUGACAAGUUCCAGGAGACGUCCAUCUACAACGAGACGCUGCGCAUCGAGGGCAUCCAGCGGGUGCAGGGCGGCCGCUACUACUGCAAGGCCGACAACGGGGUGGGGGUGGCUGCCAUCAAGUCCAUCCGGGUAGACGUGCAGUACCUUGACAAACCAGUUCUGACGGUGCACCAGACCAUCAGCGAUGUGCGCGGGAGCUUCUAUCAGGAGAAGACGGUGUUCCUCCGCUGUACUGUCAACUCCAACCCCCCGGCCCGCUUCAUCUGGAAACGAGGCACCAUUCCCAUAGAGCAGAGCAAGGAUCAAGGAGUGGACAUCUACGAACCGCUAUACACACAGGGGGAGACCGAGGUUCUGAAGCUGAAGAACCUGAGGCUGAAGGACUUUGCCAACUACACGUGCCAGGUGUCCGUUCGCAACGUGUGUGAAAUCCCUGAUAGCUCUGUCACCUUUCUCCUCACCAUCGGCACCACUCCCCCUGCUCUACGGCUUUCUGUCAACGAAUCCUUGGUGGUAGACCCCGGGAAGGACGUGACCCUGUCAUGCGAGGUGACCGCCGGAUUGCCUAAACCCACCGUCACCUGGUCGCGCUACCUCAACCCGUUGCCGAGAAACUCGUUGGUAAGAGACGGGACUCUGGAGUUGCGCUCGGUGACGCCCGCCGACUCGGGCUUCUACAACUGCACUGCAGUCAACAAUGUGGGGAACCCAGCCAAGAGGAACGUCAACCUCCUCGUCCGAAGUAUGGGUAACCUUACCUUCCAGAUCACACCUGACUCCAACAAGGACAGUGAGAGCAUCCAGAUGGGCCGUGACCUCAAGCUUUCCUGCCACGUGGAUGCGGAGCCCCAGGACAAGGUGAACUACACGUGGUACCAGAACGCGGUGCUCAUCUACAACUCGGACAGCCUGAUUGUGCUGCACAGCGACCCAGACAUGGCGCCUGGUACUAGCAGUCUGGAGAUCGUGGACAUGAAGUUCCACGACCAGGCCACCUACAGCUGCGUGGCCAACUUCCCCGGGAGCACAGUGCCCGAGCUGAGGGUAGAUGUCAACAUCACCCAGAACAGCGUUACUCCCCCAAUUUUAACGGUGCCAGAAGGGGGCCAGGUGGUGAGCGUGAGGGAGGGAGGCACCACCGACCUGGUGUGCCUGGUUGAUGGCAAGCCCCGCCCACCCGUGCUUUGGUCGCGUGCCGACAAGGACCUGACCAUGCCCACGGGUGAGUGGGCGGUGGAAACACGCGACGGGCGCCUCCGCCUGACCAAUGUCACCCGCGACCUGAUGGGUGCCUACCGCUGCCAGACGGCGCCAUACAAUGGCCUCAACGUCAAGCCACGUCAGGCACAGGUUCACCUGAAUGUACAAUAUGCUCCAGUCCUGGACCCGGUUUUCCAGGAUGUUCGCUCGCCCAACUACCAGUUUGUAACCCUGCGCUGCAUCAUUCAGAAGUCCAACCCGCCACACAUGGCCAGCAUCCGCUGGACGCGAAACGGCGAGCCCCUGACCUCCCUGACCCCAAACCCCCGGGAGAACCCGCAGCUGAAAUUCAAAUUGGACCCCAGCAACAACGGCACGUACAAGUGCCGUGUCAACAACGGCGUGGGCUCUUCUACCUGCACCUUCAACAUCUCAUCCCGUCCAUAUAACGCUGAGUUCUACUUUGACACGCCCAACCCCAUCCGCAAUCUGAAGGGCAACAACUUCUCCUACAACCUCCAGUGGACCCAGAGAGAGCCCGUGGCUACAGACCGGAUCAUUGGCUACUGGGUCAACGUUCGCAAUCAGAAUGAAAAGAUGAAUCAGAUGAACCUGUUCUCCAAGCAGAUCGACAAGGAGCCGGUGAAGGGAGGCCUCAUGUCCUACAUCCUGACUGACCUGAAGAUCCCCCUCUCCUAUGAAAUCCGCCUGGCCCCCAUCACCACCUAUAGCACAGGAGACUAUGUCAGUCGCACCAUCAAGUACUCAGAGCCCUACAAUUACCCAAGACCUUCAGACCAUGUUUGUGGCUUUGAGGACAAACACAUCUGCGGUUUCUCCCAGGACCGGGGUGACAAUUUUGACUGGACAAGACAGAACCACCUGACACAGAACCCCAAGCGUUCAUCCAAUACCGGCCCAGAGAUGGACAGGAGUGGUACCAAAGAAGGUUGCUACAUGUACAUUGAGGCCUCUAGUCCCCGGGUACCGGGAGACACUGCCCGUCUCUUGUCCCCCCUCUACAACGUGACUGCUGCCAGGGGCCCCAAGGGCUCUGGUCGUCUCCCUUACUGCAUCUCUUUCUUCUACCACAUGAAGGGCAAGCAGACCGGUACCCUGGACGUGUGGCUGAGGGUGAAGAGCAUCGCCUCUGUGGACACUAAGGUCUUGAGCCUGAUUGGGAACCAGGGUCCUGACUGGAACCAGGCCAACAUCAUUGUCAACCCCAGCGGACCCUUUCAGGUGGUGUUUCAGGCCAUUCGGGGAUCGGGCUACGAAGGGGAUAUUGCCAUCGAUGAUGUAUCAGUCACCAAAGGGAAAUGCAAGCAGGAGAAUUCCGUUUCCAACACAGUUCUGAUUGGAGGAGCCCCGGUGCUGUGCUCGCAACCAUUGGCCGCCUCACUGACCUUCGCCCUCUGCUCCUAUCUACUGCUGCUCUACAGAUGA